AUGGAUGAUAAAUUAAAAGAAAGAUUAAAAGAGUUGAUAAGAAACCCUGACAAUUCAACAUGUGCUGAUUGUGGAUCACCAGAUCCACAAUGGGCAAGUGUCAAUUUAACAGUAUUUGUUUGUAUAGUUUGUGCUGGUGUACAUAGAUCAUUGGGUGUUCAUAUAAGUCGUGUUAAAUCGGUUAAUCUCGACUCGUGGAAAGAAACUGAAGUGGCAGGAAUGGAACAAACAAAUAAUAUCAAAGAGAAUAGAAACAAAUGGGAAGCUACUCUUCCACAAGAUUUUAUUAAACCUUCAUUUGGUGAUUCAAUAGGAUUAAAAGAACAAUGGAUUAUAGUUAAAUAUAUGAACAAAGCAUUUACACCUUUUGAUUAUGUAGAUUCAACAUUAAAGAGAAUAAAUUUGGAUACAAAAGAAGGAUGGAUAGUUAAAAAAGGAGAUGUAGUAAAGAGUUGGAAAAAGAGAUGGUUACGAUUGAUAGAUUCAGAGAGUUUACAAUAUUUUAAGACACCAUAUGACACCAAACCAUGCGGAACUAUACAUUUACGAGACAGCGGACAAGUCGACUCGGUGUCUGAAGUUGACAGCAAACCAUUUUGUUUUAUCAUUUCUACACCCAAACGAAGAUACCUCAUCAGUUGUAGCACUGGCGAGGAAAUGUUUAAAUGGAUCCAACUGAUUCGUUUCUCUGUACACAAAUUAAAUAAUAGUAAUAAUAGUAUUGGAAAUUAUAAUAAUUUAUUAAAUAAUAAUAGUAAUGGUAAUAAUAUUAGUAGUAAUGGAAGUCAUGAUAGUUAA
Molecule: messenger RNA, 798 nt
Organism: Cavenderia fasciculata
Lineage: Eukaryota; Evosea; Eumycetozoa; Acytosteliales; Cavenderiaceae
Product: pleckstrin domain-containing protein
Exons: 4
Coding region: 1-798 (265 amino acids)
Molecular function (GO): GTPase activator activity
Source: RefSeq, a predicted model, not a curated record